Messenger RNA from Synchiropus splendidus (mandarinfish), 1206 nucleotides. RefSeq names its product peroxisomal biogenesis factor 11 beta (gene pex11b). Gene Ontology annotation, biological process: peroxisome fission; regulation of peroxisome size. The transcript has 4 exons. The record is from RefSeq and is a predicted model, not a curated record. Bases 93 to 824 code for a protein of 243 amino acids. Gene Ontology annotation, cellular component: peroxisomal membrane. NCBI's taxonomy places the organism in Eukaryota, Metazoa, Chordata, Actinopteri, Syngnathiformes, Callionymidae.
GGGGGCGACUCUGCCCCACGUAGUGUAGUGAUGCGCACUUCGAUAACUUUGUUCCAAGUGGUUAGCAAUAGCAGCAGUGAACACACGGUAAAAUGGAUUCAUGGGUCCGCUUCAACACGCAGAGCCAAGCGAAAGAGAGGCUUUUCCGAGCUGCCCAGUAUGGUUGCACACUGCUGGGCCACAUGUUGCAGAGAAGUGGACCUGCGUCAGAGCUCUACACUACUGUCCGACAGCUGGAAGCCCACCUGAGUCUUACCCGGAAGGUUGUACGUCUGGGAAACUCGGUGGAGGCGCUGGAGGCAGCCAAGCGAGCUGUCCACCUCUCUGACAGCGUCCUGCGUCUCUGCAUCACCAUCAGCCACCUGAACAGAGCCAUGUACUUUGCCUGUGACAAUGUUCUUUGGGCUGGGAAAGUGGGCUUGGCCCCAAAACUUGACCACAACAAGUGGAGUCAGAGGUCAUUUAGGUAUUAUUUAUUUGCUCUGAUUCUCAACCUCACGCGGGAUUUCUACGAGUUGAGCCGUCUCAUGGGGAACCAAUCACGACACGUCGCUACCAAGUCUCUGGCCCCCUCAGAUGACGUCACGUCUCCAGUUGUCCUCCCAGCUUGUCUUCGUCUGCGGCUUCACCAGUUGGUGACAGUGUUAUACAGCAACCCACCGCUGCUGCUGGACCUCCUGAAAAACACUUGCGAUAUCUUCAUCCCAUUGGACCGACUGGGAUUCUACUCUACUGGUCCAGGCUUUGUUGGUGCGUGUGGGUUGACCUCAUCCUUGCUGUCCAUUCUGACCAUGGUCCAUCCCUGGCUCAAACUAAAACCAUGACCAGAGCGGAAGUCCCUGGUUUGAUCCUGUAGCAGUCCAUUUGCAAGAUACUAAAUCCCAACAAGGACUUUUAAGAAACUGAGUUAAUCACGGGACAAAUAUCAGGAGGUCAACAGAGUCCGCCUGAUGAUGUAUGGUGAGGACAUAAGACGGUUGCAGUGUGCAAUGAAAAGACUUAUUCCUGACUUGAUGUACACCGUUUAUUAUGUCUGGGAUGUCAAGGAGACAGCUAAACAUGGACAUUUGUGGGACAGCUAACACAGAAUAACAAAGACCUGUUUAAAAAUAGCACCAGGACCAUUUUGCCUGAAUGUUAAACACACAAUAGUCAAUAGUGAAUAAAUAAAAAAAAGCCUGCUGAGUGAAUCAAGUUGUCUGUUUC